This is a messenger RNA of Candidula unifasciata, 1717 nucleotides long. The record is from the annotation of a GenBank genome assembly. NCBI's taxonomy places the organism in Eukaryota, Metazoa, Mollusca, Gastropoda, Stylommatophora, Geomitridae.
GUCGCUAUCUCUGUUGGUGAACUUGGCUGAUGACAAUUACCUCCCAGAGAACAUUGUUGUUGUGGCUGGGGAGGCUGAUGAUGUCAAAGUGUUGAAUACCCAAACUAUCAAUUGGUCAACACAGACACUGACAGAGAUCAAGCUGUUGGAGAAUCUGACAGAGCAUUUCCCCAUUGUCACUAUCAGAAUCAAGUCUUGCAAAUCUCAUGGCAUUGAUACUCGUGUGAGAGGACUAAAGCUUAACUGUAUAGAGGAGCGUAGUUUGGGGUUUGACCAAGAUUUCUUCUCUGGCGACCGCUUGGUCCGAUACCCAUUGUUACAGUCAUACAGCCCCUCUGUUAUCUACAAGCGCUCAAUCGUUUUACAAAGGUUCACGUGGCUGCUGGACAGUGUCAUCCAGUAUCUGAUUCCAAGCUGGCAGUCUUCCAUUGAGGGAUGUGGUCAUGUGGAGAAUCAGUCCUUAACCAGCCUGGAAAGCAUUCGUCAACUUCUGCCAUUGUUGAAGAAACGCCUGGCCCUUAUAGACACACUUCUGAAAGGGUCUGCAUCAGAUCCAUCUGAUCGCAAGGUUGUCUACAUCAAUCGUCAUGCUGCUCUUGCUCACCGAGCCAACCCUUCUGCCAGUGCCGACUUUAGUAAUACAGUCUUCAUGCAGCUGUUUGAGGGCUUGAAGCCAAGGGACAGGAAUUCUCCACCUCUGUCAUACAGGUGGUCAACACAGAAUGACCAGUGGUGGGAAUGCAAGUUCUUAUCCGAGGGCAUCAUUGAUCAAGGAGGUGGAUUUAGGGACAGUCUGUCGGAUAUUGCAGAGGAGCUGUGCCCUUCUGAUCCUGAUGCCCCAAUGCCCCUGCCCUUUUUUGUCAGGACACCCAACCAGAGUAAUGAAGAUGGCAAUGUGAAUCGGGACUGCUACAUUCCGAACCCUUCUUGCACCGACUUCGGAAAAUAUGAGUGGAUUGGACAGCUGAUGGGUGCUUGUUUCAGAGGAAAAGAGCUGUUGAUUGUUUCUCUUGCCCCGUAUGUGUGGAAGCGUCUUGUGGGGGAAAGUUACAACUGGUCGCAGGACUUUGCAACUGUCGACGCUGCAGAGGUGAGAAUUAUAGACAGCCUUGCCAGCAUGGAUCGGGAUACUUUCCUGGCCGCAGGAAGGAGCUGGAGCAUGGUACUUAGUGAUGGCACUCAUGUUAGUCUCAAAGUUGAUGAUGACGGAAAUCCAAAACCCUUGGAUUAUGAUGACAGGGAGGAGUAUGCCCAAAAAGUCCGAGAGUUGAGAAUGGUAGAAUGCGAUAAACAGUUAAAAGCUAUCAGAACAGGUUUGCUGAAAGUUAUACCAGAGGCUGUUCUGGGACUGUUAACUUGGCAAGAGCUGGAGUCGAGAAUCUGUGGAGAACCGGAGAUUACAGUGGAAGCUUUGAUGAAAAACACUUACUACCAUCACAUAGAUGAAGAUGAUCUGAGAGUGAAAUACUUCUGGAGCGCCGUGAAAAAUUUCUCAAAUGAAGACAGAAGUCGCUUGCUUCGUUUUAUUACUGGACGAAGACGGUUGCCUGUAUCCAUUUUCAUAUCUUCUGGGAAAAAUAGUCCUAUUGAUCCAUUACCAGAGUCAUCAACUUGCUGCAAUACACUACAUUUACCUGUGUAUUCUGAUGAGAAGAUUGCCGAGGAGAGACUGCGGUAUGCAGCAUAUAACUGUGUUUCCAUUGAUACGGAUGAGUGA